Mercurialis annua (annual mercury) is the source of this 762-nucleotide messenger RNA. RefSeq names its product universal stress protein PHOS32-like. The coding region runs from base 132 to 614 and encodes 160 amino acids. The transcript is spliced from 4 exons. NCBI's taxonomy places the organism in Eukaryota, Viridiplantae, Streptophyta, Magnoliopsida, Malpighiales, Euphorbiaceae. The record is from RefSeq and is a predicted model, not a curated record.
CUUUGUGUAAGAAUUUGGCUCCCGUUUAAAACGGGAACGCAGCCAAGUGUAGGCAAUAUUUUCAAUCUUGUUCAUUUUCUUCUUUAAUUAAGCAAUUAAAAGCCCCCAUUCAACACAAACAGAAUCAAAAAAUGGCAGGAGAUAGACGCAUUGGUGUGGCUAUGGACUUCUCAGGUAGCAGCAAAAAUGCUCUUAAAUGGGCUAUCGAUAACUUAGCUGGUAGCGGACACACUCUGUAUAUCGUCCAUGUCAAUCCCGAGUCGCUCGAUGACAACAGACUCGGGGCUAAAUCUGAUUUAAUUCCGUUGGCUCAGUUUAGAGAGCCAGAGAUUUUGAAAAGUUAUGAUUUGAAGAUUGAUAUCGAAGUUCUUGAUAUGCUCGACACCAUUCACGCACAGAAAGAUGUGACUGUUGUAUUACAACUGUAUCGGGGAGGAGAUUCAAGAGAGAAGCUUGUAUAUGCAGUUGAAGAUCUAAACCUUGAUUGUUUAGUUAUGGGCAGCAGAGGAUUGGGUAUUGUUCAAAGGGUUUUGCUGGGUACUGUGAGCACAUAUGUGAUGACUCAUGCUUCUUGCCCUGUCACCAUUGUCAAAGAUCAUCAUUCUAAAAAGUAAUGGUGCUAUUGAUUGUGAGCUGCAAUUUUGAAUUGAUUAUGGGUUUGGUUCUUGAUGGAUGUUUUUUAAUUUAAUUGUGCCGAUGAAUAAUUGUGAAUUUGAUCUAAUAAAUUAGCUUCGGGGAGAAGCUUAUCCCGGUCAUUUUAUC